Molecule: messenger RNA, 1515 nt
Organism: Lasiodiplodia theobromae
Lineage: Eukaryota; Fungi; Ascomycota; Dothideomycetes; Botryosphaeriales; Botryosphaeriaceae
Product: MFS transporter
Exons: 3
Coding region: 1-1515 (504 amino acids)
Biological process (GO): transmembrane transport
Cellular component (GO): membrane
Molecular function (GO): transmembrane transporter activity
Source: RefSeq, a predicted model, not a curated record
AUGGCCUCCUCAACUCAAUCAGAUACUAUCGAGUUGCAGCAGCUGCCAGCUCCCAAUCCAAAGUCGGAGCCCAUACGGGACGCCAACGAUGCCGCCUCCACCUCUCAGGGUUCCAGCUCUCCGCCAGACACGGCGGUGCCCGUAGUCGAGAAAUGGAAUAGCAACCGGACAAACACCUACCGCCUGCUUGCAACAUUCUGGGGCUUUCUGGUUAUGGGCGGCAACGAUGCUGCAUACGGCGCCAUUAUCCCAUAUCUCGAAAAGUACUACGGCCUCAACUACACGGUCGUCUCACUCGUCUUCUUCUCCCCACUGGGUGGCUAUGCAGCCGCGGCACUACUCAACAACUGGAUCCACAACCGCUUCGGCCAGCGCGGCGUAGCCUUCCUGGGGCCCUUCUGCCACCUGACGGCAUACGUCGGCAUCGCAGCGCACCCGCCGUACCCGGCGCUGAUCGUCUUCUUCCUGUUCGCGGGCUUCGCCAACGGCAUCGAGGACGCGGCGUGGAACGCGUGGAUCGGCAAGCUGGCCAACCCGAACGAGCUGCUGGGCCUGCUGCACGGCAUCUACGGCGUCGGCGCCGUGCUGUCGCCGCUCAUCGCCACCAGCCUGAUCACCAAGGCCGGCUGGGGCUGGUGGGGCUUCUACUACCUGAUGAUUGGCGCCGCCGCCAUCGAGCUGGUUACGUCGUUGGCGGCUUUCUGGGGCGCGACGGCCCACCACUUCAAGGCUUCCUCCAGCAGCGCUCCUUCCGCGGAUGGCGAGACCGCCAACGAGAACAACAGCGGCAGCAACAGCGGCAAGCUCCUCAAAGAAGCCCUCCGCUCGCGCGUCAGCUGGGUCGCCGCCAUCUUCCUGCUAGGCUACGUAGGCGUCGAAGUCGCGCUGGGCGGCUGGAUCGUCGUCUUCAUGACGCGGCAGCGCGACGGCGGCGACUUCGAGUCGGGCAUGGUAGCUACCGGCUUCUGGAUCGGCAUCACGGUCGGGCGCGUCGUGCUGGGCUUCGUGACGCCGCGCAUCGGCGAGAAGUUGGCCGUCGCCAUCUACGUGCCCGCCGCCAUCGGCUUCCAGCUGCUCUUCUGGCUCGUCCCGCAGUUCGUCGUGUCCGCCGUCGCCGUCGCCAUCGAGGGCUUCUUCCUCGGCCCGCUGUUCCCGGCUGUGGUGGUGGCGACGACGAAGCUGUUGCCGGCCCAUCUGCAUGUAUCGGCUAUUGGGUUUGCGGCCGCGUUUGGGGGCAGCGGCGCGGCGAUUUUUCCUUUCGCGGUGGGCGUGUUGGCGCAGGCGAAGGGCGUGCAGGUGCUGCAGCCCGUCAUCGUCGCGUUGUUGGCCGCCCUGCUGACUAUCUGGGCUAUGAUGCCGCGCAUGAAGAAGGCGGGCAGCAAGGCUGGGGAUGAGGAUGUUGCUGAGCGUGGCGAGAGUUCGGCUCUGCCCAAGUCGGCGUCGCUGUGGAAGAACGUCAGCUCGUACGCCGCCCGCUCGCGGAAGGCGUGCGCCACGCUGUUGAAAGUGAGGUAA